AUGCAGUCCGAGAAAACUGAAGAUCUGCCGGAGAAUCCUCGAGAGUGGUCGAAUUUUAUUUCUUCAUCAUGUUAUUGGUAUACCAUGCCCAUCUUUAAUAAGGGCAAUAAAAAAACAUUACACGCAAACGAUAUUUACAAACCCUUGAAGGAACAUAAGUCGGAUACUCUUGGCACCAAGUUGUGGUCCUCGUGGGACCGAGAACAAAGAAAUGGCCAGAAAAAGCCAAAACUGCUAAGAGCUCUGCUUCGGGUAUUUGGUUGGCAAUUAGGAUUGCCCGGUCUGCUUGUUUUCCUGGUGGAGCUGGGAUUGGAAUCUUUUAAGCCUAUCUAUCUGGUAAAGCUUAUUUCGUACUUCGGACACCGUUCAGAAUCCGUUGAUAUGGGGUCUUACUAUGCGGGCGCUUUGAUCAUAAGUAACGCCCUCAGCGUAAUUAUCAUAGUUCCUGCCAUGUUCACCUUGCAACUUGUGUUCUUCAAGAUUCGCGUGGCUUUAAGCAGUUUGGUCUACCGCAAGGCCCUGCGUCUUAGCAAACGGGCACUGGGCAACACCAUGUCCGGGCAUGUGAUCAACCUGAUUUCGAACGACAUCUCUCGUUUGGAAAAUAAUGCCCAUUUUAUACAUUACCUUUGGGUAGGGCCACUGCAAACUGCGUUGGUUACCUACAUGAUGUACCAGGAGAUUGGAAUUGCUGGUUUGUUUGGGGUGAUCUUUAUGCUCCUCUUGAUACCCCUUCAGAUGUUUCUGGGAAAGAUGACGGCGGUGCUGCAGCUGAGGGUCGCCAAACGGACGGACAACCGUAUACGGAUGAUCAAUGAAAUCAUCUCAGGCAUCCAGGUGCUCAAGAUGUACGCCUGGGAGCUGCCCUUUCAAAAAAUGGUGGAAUAUGUUCGCCAGAAGGAGAUGAACGGCAUCCGCAAGGGGCAAUACAUAAGUAGCUUCCAUCUUGUCUGCAAAGUAACCCUCUCGCGUGUCUCCAUCUUCUUCAGUUUGGCUGGCUACGUUUUCCUGGGACAUUUCCUUACACCGGAAAAGGCCUUUCUGAUCACUGCCUUUUAUAAUGCUCUGAAAAUCCCCAUGACCAUGUUUUUUCCUAUUGCCAUCAACUAUACGGCGCAGAUCCUGGUUUCCAUUAAGCGUGUGGAGAAGUUUUUGGAACUGGAGGAGGUUAUGGAGUUGGAAAAGAUCGAGGAUCUUAGCCUUGCUGGGGAAGAGGAGGAAAAGCUUUUACCUCCAUCCCAAAAGGUAAUUGAUCCAGAGAUCAUUCUCCCAGAGUCUGCCAUCUCCAUCACUGAACUGAAGGCCAAAUGGGAACCCGACUCCCCCGAUUACACACUCAGUGGUCUAAAUCUUCAAAUUCAGCCAGCGUCUAUAGUGGUGAUCUUGGGUUCCACGGGAUCUGGUAAAUCCAGUCUUAUCCAGGCCAUACUCGGUGAGCUAAAGGCCGAGUUCGGCCGGGUCAAGGUGAAUGGCUCCAUUUCCUACUCCUCCCAAGAGCCGUGGCUCUUUUCGGGCACGGUUCGUCAAAAUAUUCUCUUUGGCCAGCCCAUGGAUCGCCGGCGGUACGCCAAGGUGGUUCAAAAGUGUGCCCUGGAGCGGGAUUUCGAAAUACUUCCGUUGAAAGACAAGACCAUAGUUGGAGAACGUGGAGCUGCCCUGUCUGGUGGCCAAAGGGCAAGGAUCGGUUUGGCUAGGGCUGUCUACCGGGAAGCCUCCAUUUACCUACUGGACGAUCCGCUGAGUGCGGUGGACACCAAUGUGGCCCGCCAUCUCUUCGAGCAGUGCAUUUGUGGCUAUCUGCGUGGGAGCACCGUAGUCCUGGUCACCCAUCAGCAGCAGUUCCUGCAGCUCGCCGAUCAGAUUGUGAUCCUGGACAAGGGACAGGUGAGUGCUGUGGGCACCUACGAAUCGCUCCUCAAGUCUGGAGUCGACUUUGUCAACAUAAUCGGAGAAAAGGACGAUGAUGUGGAGGAGGAGCGAACCCGUCUGGAAAUUAAAAACCAUGACGAAGUGCGCCGCGACAGCUUGAAAUCGGUGCAGUCCGUCGCAGAUUUGUGCCCGGAGAAGAUCAUUAAGGAGCAUCAAAAGUCGGGUCGCAUCGGUCUUGGAUUGUACCUGAAGUACUUCCAGGCGUGCGGUGGACCUUUCGCUUUCCUUGUCAUGAUGGGCGGCUCUGUGCUGGCACAGGGCGUGGUUACGUGGGGCGACUCCUUCCUCAAUUACUGGGUCAAAAAGAAUCGCACCGUUUCUGUGUCUGAAGAAUUCGGAACCCUGGAGUCGAAUGUCUUAAUAAGUGGACAAAAUACGGACUCCGACACAAUGGAUUUAUACAUUUACACGCUCAUCACAAUACUGUCCCUUAUAUUGACCUUGUCGUUUGCGACAAUGUUUUUCAACAUGACUAAGAAAGCAUCUAUUCGAUUGCACAAUACCAUAUUCAAUAGGAUUAUACGGGCCUCUAUGUACUUCUUUAGCACAAAUGAACUGGGAAGCAUUUUGAAUAAGUUUUCGAAGGAUAUGAGCCAAGUAAGCGAGCAGAUUCCCGAGAUGAUGGUGGAACUGAUAAACGUUAUUCUUCGGAUAACUGCAAUUAUCGUCAUUGUAGCCAUUAUUAACCCUCUGUUGCUAGCCCCAACACUAGUUAUGGCCAUCAUUUUCUGUCAACUGCGCAACUUUUAUCUUAAAACCUCUAGGGACUUGAAGCGUGUUGAAGCUGAAGCCAGGUCCCCUGUAUACUCACAUUUGACUGCUUCUCUAAACGGUUUGUCCACAAUCCGUGCCUUUGGGGCUCAGCCCGUCCUGGAAACUGAGUUCGGCAAUUACCUGGACAUGCACAGCUCUGCUCUUUUCAUGUCCCUAAGUACAUCGAAAGCCUAUGGUUACUGGAUGGAAUGCUUCUGUGUGCUUUACAUAGGAAUCGUCAUCCUCAGUUUCUUCCAGUUUCCUCCGGCGAACGGAGGAGACGUGGGUCUUGCCAUAACCCAGGUCAUGGCACUGAUGGGCAUGGUGCAGUGGGGAAUGCGACUAUCCGCCGAGCUGGAGAACACAAUGACCGCCGUGGAGCGCGUGGUUGAGUACGAGGACAUUGAGCCGGAGGGGGAGUUGGAGGCGCCAGCUGAUAAGAAGCCACCCAAGUCCUGGCCAGAGCAGGGAAAGAUCGUGUUCGACGAGCUGAGCCUGCGCUACAACCCCGAUCCAAAGGCGGAGAAUGUGCUCAAGUCCCUGAGCUUCGUGAUAAAACCAAGGGAAAAGGUGGGCAUCGUGGGACGCACUGGGGCGGGCAAGUCCUCGCUGAUCAACGCCCUCUUCCGACUGUCCUACAACGACGGAUCCGUGCUGAUAGACCAGCGGGACACCAGUGGGAUGGGUCUGCACGACCUGCGCAGCAAGAUCUCGAUCAUCCCCCAGGAGCCCGUGCUCUUCUCCGGCACGAUGCGCUACAACCUGGAUCCCUUCGACGAGUACAGCGACGAGAAGCUGUGGCGCUCCCUGGAGGAGGUGAAGCUGAAGGAUGUGGUGGCGGACCUUCCCAGUGGGCUGCAGAGCAAGAUCACCGAGGGAGGGACCAACUUCAGCGUGGGUCAGCGCCAGUUGGUCUGCCUGGCGCGGGCCAUCCUGCGCGAGAACCGCAUCCUGGUGAUGGACGAGGCCACGGCCAACGUGGAUCCCCAGACGGACGGCCUCAUCCAGACCACCAUCCGCAACAAGUUCAAGGAGUGCACCGUGCUGACCAUAGCCCAUCGCCUGCACACCAUCAUGGACUCGGACAAGGUGCUGGUGAUGGAUGCCGGCAGGGCGGUGGAGUUCGGGACGCCCUACGAGCUGCUCACGGUGGCGGACUCCAAGGUGUUCCACGGCAUGGUCAAGCAGACGGGUCACGCCACCUACGAGGGUCUGCUGAAGGUCGCACAAAAGGCAUUUGAAUCCUCCCAGAAUCCCAGUCUUUCCUCAUGAGACCAAGUUAUUAUGUGAACUAAGUGCUUAAAAUUGUGCCGAGGUUCUUGUCACCGAAUCUUUAUAGCUAAUUUAACUAAUGUUAAUAUUUUUGAAUGUGUUAAUUCGUGUGAAUGUAAAUAUGUUUGUCCGUAUGUAUGUGAAUACUUUAUAUAACUCAAGAAUUGUAUAGGAUUGCGUUGCCUAAUUUACUAUUUGUAUUUAUUUAACUUUCACUAAGUGCAAAGAAGUGCCUUUAAAAAUAAAUAAAAUAUUUUCUCUGUUUA
Molecule: messenger RNA, 4220 nt
Organism: Drosophila subpulchrella
Lineage: Eukaryota; Metazoa; Arthropoda; Insecta; Diptera; Drosophilidae
Product: probable multidrug resistance-associated protein lethal(2)03659
Exons: 9
Coding region: 1-3954 (1317 amino acids)
Biological process (GO): transmembrane transport
Cellular component (GO): membrane
Molecular function (GO): ATP binding; ABC-type transporter activity; ATP hydrolysis activity
Source: RefSeq, a predicted model, not a curated record